Messenger RNA from Varanus komodoensis (Komodo dragon), 5563 nucleotides. RefSeq names its product protein FAM189A2-like. The record is from RefSeq and is a predicted model, not a curated record. Lineage: Eukaryota; Metazoa; Chordata; Lepidosauria; Squamata; Varanidae. The transcript is spliced from 5 exons. Bases 1942 to 2733 code for a protein of 263 amino acids.
UAACGUUUCCCCUUGACAUUAAAGUCCAAUCUUGCCUGACUCUAGGGGGUGGUGCUCAUCUCUGUUUCUUAGCUGAAGGAGCCAGCAUUUGGCCAUAGACAUUCUCCGUGGUCAUGUGGCCGGCAUGACUAAACACCGAAGUGCACGGAACGCUGUUACAGGCCCACCGAAGUGGUACCUUUUUAUCUACUUGCAUUUGCAUGCUUUCGAACUGCAAGGUUGGCAGGAGCUGGGAUGGAGCAACGGGAACUCACCCUGUUGUGCAGAUUCGAACCAGCGAGCUUUCGAUCAACCAGCACAGCAGUUUAAACCACUGUGCCACCUGCAUCCUGAUGGUGAAUUCUAUAAAACCCACUAUUUUCAGAGCUGAACCUUUGUGGCUGCAUUUUCAACUAGAUUCCAUCCCAUCUAGGGUUUGAUCUGAAAUGCAUAUUUUGGAAUUCCUCUGGGUAGCUGUGGUGGUAGCUAGAAGCCUGCCUGUAGGUUAUACUGAACAGUGAUGAUUUCAUUGCCAUGCCUUGGGACCUGGGUACAUACCCUAUUAUAGUUUCAGGGUCCAGAUGAAGGAUCUUAGUACCAUCAGCCAAAUUUGUUUUACUUAUCAGAGGUGGAUGUGGGUGGUUGGAGUGACCAGAAGAAUUUUAUGGUCCAAAGGCUGCAAAGGGGUCUUCAUCUCUGGAUACACUUUGUAUGUGUGGUGUGUUGGGGGAAGAUGGAAUUAUGGGAACAUAGUUUCUUUUGGCACACUAGUGCAAUGUAAAAGCAGGAAGUAACUGAUAAUCCCUUCCCAAGGUUAGCUUAAUUAGAAUUUGCUGAACUCAUUGCAAAUUUAUAGUUAAAACUUAGAGAACUCCUUUUCAGUGUCUGUCCUGCUUAACCCCCCCCCCCCCAAACUCAGAAUGAACUGCAUUUUUAUUAGGACAGUGUAAAAGGUAUUCAUUAAUCAGCGGCUAAAUUGCAUAAUGAUAAGGUAACUGUUUCCAAAUUCCCACAAUCAAGAAAUUUAUGUAAUCAAUGAAAUAGUCACUUUAAAACACAAAACAAUUAAGCAAAGACUCAUGGGAAAGGCUUGCUUUGAAGGUCAUGUAUUGUUGCAUUUGUUUUAGUCAGUGAUAAAUAGGGCAGGGAAUGUUAAACAUAGUCGGGAAAAGUUAAAUGCUAGGAUAAUUAUAUGCAAUCAAAAAGGACAUUUACAAGACACAGUUGGCAGAUAAAAUGGAGUCUUAGCAUGGUUUACAUUUCUGUAAAGAAAACCUAGAAUGUAUUCACAGAUACUCAGUGCAUCAGAAAUAGAUUUCAUGAAUUUUUAAUAACCUCUGCACUGGGUUCUGAUACCAGCUGAUCCAGAAUUAGCUGUGUGGCAGUAGAGAUGCUCUGUGUACCCACAGCCAAAGCAUGAAAAAGCACUUUUAAAAAUAGAACAUUAGGUGCACGUUCCAUAGGAAAAACUCACUUUCUCCCAUUAUAGAGUCCUUUCCAGCUAACCCUCUAUUAUGUUGUAUAGCUUGCUUAAAAUUCGGUAUGGUUCUGGCUAUUUAUGCAUGUUUCCAUUUUCUGCACUGUGGGUAUGUAUGAAAGUAUCUGACUUUAAGCAUUCGUUUUACUGAGAAAUGAUAUUAAAUAUUUGGAUCAUCUAUAUUUUAACUGGAUUCAGUAUUAAAGCACUUUGGUGCAAGUUUUUCUUCACAGAAAAUAGUCCCCAGUUGAGUUAUUUUAAAAUCCUUGUGAAGGUUCUUGAAAGACUGUGGUAAAAAUUAAUCUUUCCCCACUAUGCUCUUGUUCCAUACAUUUCCAAAAUGAAAUCCUUUCUUAUGGUAACUGAGUUCAUUGAGAGUACCUUUAAGAGAGAGAUAAGAGAUUUUUUUAUAGUUGAUACAAACUGUUUCUCCUAGGGUCCUGGGUUCUGAUGUCAUUCCAUUACCACAUAUUUAUGGAGCGAGAAUGAAAGGAGUUGAGGUUUUCUGCCCACUUGAUCCCCCGCCUCCUUAUGAAACUGUAGUGAGCCAGAUGAGUCAUGAGCAGGAAGGUGCAUUUCAGUUUGCAGAUGUUGCAGGAGUUGUGAAUGCCCCACCAGAACAAAAUAUAUCUGAAGAUGAAGAUGCUGUCAAUUCUUUGACAGGAGAAAGCACCUUACAUCCAGAUCCAAGUUCAGUACUCGUGGGAACCUGUAGGAAUGUCCUCAAGCCUCUCAGAAAAAGAUCAAAAAGUGAUCCUGUGGUGCAUGGCUUUCCAGCCAGAGCUCCAGUGCUAAGUUGUGAAGCUGCUACUCAAACAGAAUUAAAACCAGAACUGGCUACUGUCAUUUUACGGAAGAGUUUAAGAGCAAAGUCUUUGCGCUCAAGGCCUCGGUCUUUGAUAGACUAUAAAUCAUACAUUGAUACUAAGCUGCUUGUGGCAAAGUUCCUGGAACAGUCUUCCAGCAGCAUGACCCCUGAUGUACAUGAAUUAGUAGAAGACAUAAAAUCCGUUUUAAAAUCAGAUGAAGAACAUAUGGAAGAAGCCAUCACCAGUGCCAGCUUCCUUGAGCAGGUAAUGACCCCUGGUCACCCAUCUACAUCAAGAGCCCAUACACUGCCUUUUAGAAGGCACCCAGGACUCUUGCAUUUGGAGAGCUGUGGGGAUGUGAGUACUUUCACUACAGCAGAAACUCGGCUGCUAGAGAGGAGAACCCAGAGGCCAGAGCAUGAGCGACCUCAUAGUCUCAUUGGAGUUGUACGGGAGACAGUGCUCUGAGUUCCUCUCUGAGACCCAACAUCAAAUGCAAUCUGGAUCCAGAUUAAAGUGUGAGUCGACUGGUGGAAGCAGACUUCCUCGCCCCUUCUUCCCAAGGUACAUUAAAUGCUGGGGAAUCCUUAGGUGAGCUGUGGUUCCAGGGGGAGCCAACAAUUGGCUUGACACAAUUCAGGCGUCAUCACUGUGUUUGAGGAAUAUUUUCCUCUUUUGGGACGAAAUGAAUGUGUAUAUGUUGGUAUUUAUGGAAACCAUGCAUUAUUUCUACUUGCUUGGAGACACUUUAUGUCUGUGAUUUCACAUUUGAUGAACAGUACAAUUCCCUACCCCCGCUGUUAAAGGAAGUAUAGGAUAGAAUUAGCCCCAUCUGUAGACUUAAUGAUGUUAAAUGAAGAAACAUUUUCCCCAACUUUUUGCUGCAGAGCAGCAUUCCUUUAUUGGAUAUCAGUGGGAUAAUGCUUUCUUCAGCAGGCCAAGUAGAUCCUGAAACCUAGCUGUUCAGCCAGUUAAUGCAACUAAAAAAAUCCUUAAUUUUCCCAUGAUGAAAUGCAUUACAGUAAAACUAGAGUCAAAACAAAGAUAUACUAUAGUGUUUCUUUAUGCCAUGGGCUGAGCCCAUGGGCUGAGUUUAUAGUUCUUUCUAUAAGCUGCCAAUUGUCCUGUUUUCCUAAAGGAAGUUUAACUACUUGAGGGCUGGGAAAUGGCAGUUGCUAUGCUCAGCUAGUUUCUGUUCCAAACCUAGAGGCACUUUUUCAGAGUUCAGCCCUGAAGAUGAAAGGUUGAAUUAUAUGUAAUGCAGUGGGAGUUUAUUCCAGAGCAACUUUUCUGCCCUCAAAGUAUGUGUGUCUGGCUUCUGAAGCAUUUAAUUAGUCAACAUGAAAGUCUGUGGCCUUUGUGGGAUUUUUAGAACACAGUCCCAAAUUAUACAAUGGCUUAUUUCUAAAUAUGUAAUAGUUUACAGUAGUAUCAUCUGCUUGAAGCUUGUGUAUUACAAAAGCAUGCCUAUGUUGGAAAAUACUCAAGAAUUAAUUGAAGCAAUCACACAAUCUCAAUGGGGAGAGUUGCCUAGUUUUUUUCUUUUUAUAGAUCCCUGUUAAUAUAGUUGAACACAGUUAUGUAUUCCUCUCUCAGAAUCUGGGGAGCUCUUUCCCAGCUAGCUGUAUCUACCUACACUGUAUUCAAAGUCCAGUGAGACUCUUUAUGAGUAGUUCUUCUAUUCCUCAAAAUGAAAACAUUUCAUUUCAGGCAAAGAUUCUCCAGAGGUAGUGAAUUUCCAUGGCAGUACCAUUACACCCAGUCUUUCUUCAUUGAAUUGUUUGGAGCAGGAGCCAAUAUAUAUUAUCUCUUCACCCCCUCUCAUGUUUUACAUAUAUAUAUAUAUGCCUUUCAGAGUAGGAGCCUUUGUGCUUCAUAUAGCAUCUUGGCUAUGGAAUUUAAUGGUAUUUCAACUUACUCAACCUUUUGGGCACAUGCCUGUCAGUGGUUAUCCACAUCAUUUAGCUUUCCAGUGCUUACAGGCCUAGAACACUGAGUGAACACUGCAAGAACCACAUGCUAUAGCUCUUGAGAUGUUGUUGACUUAUAACUCCCAUUGCCGCCAGUCAGCUUAGCCAAAAGUCCACUAGCUGGAGGGUUGAGCGUUAAUCAACCUGCAUGGUUUAAUUUCUCUAAUGUAUAGAAAUUGAUGCACAUUGUUUUAAAAAGUUAUUUGGCAGCUCUUUUUUACUUUUAUUAGAGGAAACUAGUUAGGCCAAUUAGAAAUUAAGCUGCUGUUAAUUUAUACCAAGUGAGGAAAUCUGCCCAGUAGUUUGGAGAACCUAUGGCUGCCCCAAAUUGCUAUACAGGGUAGAGCUGCUGGGAAUGGAAGGGCUGUUUGAAGCCCUGAAAAAUUGUACCCUCAGGUAUUGCAAUAAGGUAGUUAAAAAGCAUCCAUCAAUCCCAUGCAGCCUUUUUAAAAGGCUCAAUGACCACAUGGAGGGUGAAUGUUUUAGGGACACAUGUAACAGGUGUGUGUACAGGAAAGAGCAGGAAGUGACCACUAAUUUCAUUUCUGUUCACUUGCACAAGGUCCCCCUCCCAUUUCUAUCCUGCUACACCAUAGGUUCUUCUCAAACUUUUCUCAAAAUGCAGCUCUCUAGCUGAAAUAAGUGAAAUAGAAGAGGGUUCAUUUGAAUCAAGUUACUUUAUAAUUACUGUAGUGCUAUUUCUCCUAAUAUAGAAAGAAGGAAAAAAAGGAUAGCUAAAGCUCACUGCUUAGAGAAACAUUUGAGAAAAACUUCCCUGAGCCAGUGCACAAAUGAAAACUGAAUCAGAGGUGCUUACCAUAUGCUUUUAGGGGAUAGGUGGCUACUGCUAUUCCCAUCUCCUUGGUGGGAAUGCACAAGUGCAGAAUCCACGUGUAGAAUUACUGUGACCCAUUGAGAAGACCUCUGUAGACAGGCAGGUUGCUUACCUGUAAGUGUCAUUCUUCAAGUGGUCAUCCAUACAUUCACACCAGUGGGCUUGACGUGCAGCACAAGGCCUCAACUGGAAGGAAACUUCCAAAGCUUAUAUGCUGUCUGUGCGAGGUGGCGGACCCGGCUCCUGCCCACUCCAUGGUGCCAAGCUUUGGAAGGUUCUUUCCAGUUGAGGCCUUGCACUGCAUGUCGAGCACAUAGGUAUGUUUGCACGAAGACCAUGAAGCAGCAUUGUUAGAGUAGUAACAAGUAUCCAAAUUAGAAGAUGCGGGUAAUGAUGCAGAAACUUUAAAGUGUGCACUCAUGUAUAUAUUCAGUACCUUAAUGCCAUUUGUCUUGGCCUGUAAACAGACAAUACAUUUUCUUUGCUUACCAUU